AAAGCUCAUAGUUUUAGCCAACAUGAAACUUAGUUGUGUAGUCUUGGUGCUCUUUCUUGUAACUUUAGCAGCUUGUAUCGAUGUAGGCUCAGGAUAUGAUGGUUACAGUGACGGCUAUUACCCAGGCAGUGCGUACAAUUAUCCAUCUGGAAGUCACGGAUAUCACGGUCAUGGAUAUAAGGGAAAGUAUUACGGAAAGGGAAAGAAAUACUAUUACAAAUAUAAGCGCACUGGAAAGUACAAAUAUCUUAAAAAAGCUAGAAAAUACCACAGAAAAGGUUACAAGAAAUAUUAUGGAGGCGGUAGCAGUUAGUCACACGUGUUAAAUAACAUCUAAAUGGAUAUGAAUCUAAAGAUUAUACUGGUAUUGUUGAGAAACUAUUUCAAAUAAGUUCGCCCUUAAUCGACAGAUUGUCAUAUAUAUACAAAUAAAUAUAUAUAUAUCCA
This is a messenger RNA of Mytilus californianus (California mussel), 447 nucleotides long. Its product is annotated as pupal cuticle protein Edg-91-like. The transcript is spliced from 3 exons. The coding region runs from base 23 to 313 and encodes 96 amino acids. Lineage: Eukaryota; Metazoa; Mollusca; Bivalvia; Mytilida; Mytilidae. The record is from RefSeq and is a predicted model, not a curated record.